Messenger RNA from Colossoma macropomum (tambaqui), 2357 nucleotides. RefSeq names its product transmembrane p24 trafficking protein 8 (gene tmed8). The coding region runs from base 214 to 1026 and encodes 270 amino acids. The record is from RefSeq and is a predicted model, not a curated record. The transcript has 7 exons. Gene Ontology annotation, cellular component: Golgi membrane. NCBI's taxonomy places the organism in Eukaryota, Metazoa, Chordata, Actinopteri, Characiformes, Serrasalmidae.
UUCCAGCUUGUCACACGUCAGGCAGGCUCAGUUAGCCAGCAGGGCUCAAGCCGCUCGGACUUUUCUACCGAGCAUCACAGGACCAAUUAAGGUAAAGCUGGAGUGAUUAGCACAUCAUCGGGAAUCCACGGUGUACCUUUCGGCGGUAAUGUAGGCUGACAGUGUCGGUGGUAGUAAAGCUUCGCUUGAUAUGACGUUCUUGGCAUUCUAGAGAUGGAGAAACUAGAGGCCACGUCGGAGCUCCAGUCGAGGCUGUCGUCCCUCUCUGUUUCCUCUUUCUCCGGUAUAGCUUCGAAAAACUGCGACUCAAACCCACUCGACAGACUUCAAAGCACAGAUCUUUCCCGAACAGUAAUAUACCCUGACAACCAAACCAAAAUGGAUGACAACAGCAAUACCAAAGGAUUACAGCAACCCACUGAGGAUGGAGAGGCCCCCUCUGAGCCAGCUGCAGGGAGGGACACGCCGGAGAGCAACACCAAUGAGAAAAGCUCACUCCCUGGAGAGAAAAAAGCUUUACCACCACUGGCACCAGCCAGCACAUGGACCUCUUUAUCCCUGAAGGAGCUGAAAGCUAAGUUGCGUCAGGAGAAGGACAGCGUGGUGACUGUGUACCGUGGUGACAUUAUGACCGUCCACGUACCUACUGUACCCGAGGCCAAGCGCGUGUGCUGGGAGUUUGCUACAGAUGGCUACGACAUUGGCUUUGGGGUUUACUUUGACUGGUCUCCGGUCACCAGCCGAGCCAUUACUGUACACAUCAGUGAAUCAAGCGAUGAUGAGGAUGAAGAUGAUGAGCUAGAAGCAGGGCCUGUGGUUCCUGGAGAUGUGGAGAAGGGGUCUAAAACGGUGGCCAAUUCUAAUUUGGGAGAGAUCCUGCCUGUGUACCGUCAGGACAGUCACCUGGCAGUUCAAGGAGGCAGUCACGACUUCCCUGGAGAAGGCACGUACCACCUAAAGUUUGACAACUCCUACUCAUUAUGGCGGAAUAAGACUCUGUACUACAGAGUGUACUACAGUGCCUGAGGAACCAAGUGCACCUGUGCAAAUGAAUGUUUCAAUGAUAUAUAUUUUUGAUCAUAUAUAUAUUAUAUAUAUUUACAGCACUGUAUACAUAUCGUUCCUGCUAUUCUUAAUUUGAACAUUAAUUUUAUUUAGAUGCAAUCACUGGCCCAAUCAGAUCAAACACUUUUUGCUAGUCUUUAUGAAAUGUUUUUAAACUUGAGUGGGAUCUUGCAGUUUGGUCUAUGUGCAAUGUGUUCAGUGUAUGUUUCAGAUGCUCUGUGCAAAGAAUUUGUGAAGUGCCCGUAUAUGUUUGCCUCAGUAAUCAGGUAGUACAACGGUUCAGGGAAAGAUGGUUGUUCAGGUGAAAUGAUUGUUCACCACUGUAUGGUGAAUAAGGAAGCACAUGGAGAAAGCCAGUGUGUUGAGUCAGGUGAGGACAAGUACAAAAGCCUUUUUACAUGUUUAUAUUCAGGUUCUAGAAUGGUUUGACUUGCAUAAGAUGUAUUCUUGCAUUUAUUUCAGUAGCCUUACAUUACCUCUUCUACAUAUUAAUAAAUGUUCUCAUAUCAGUGCACCUACAGAAAAACAGCAAAUCAAGACAUUAAGAGUUAUACGUUUCAAAUCACACUUUAACUUAAAGAUUUUCUGACUGCAGACAAAACAGCUAUUAAAUCAGUCGCCAGGGAUACAACUCCAGCAACUGGUCACAGUCUGCCUUUUUAUGACUUAAGUGGAGACCAUUUCCGUCAUGAAAAACUAGUGCGUUACAUAACUGAUUCAAUAUUUACAAGGCCCCAGUACCAUUUUUCUGGGUAGGGGGGGAUGGGGCGGUCGGGCGGUUCAGCACCUGUUUAGUCUCUGAAUAGUCAGGUCUUCGUAGAUGUUGACAUGUGCCAUUAAACAAUUUUAGAAAUUUAUUACGUGUUUUACACAUGCAGCUUUCUGUGUGUCUGGUAAAUGUGCAAUGUGUUACACAAAGCUUUAUGUUGAAGGCUGUAGUGUUGUGUCAAUAUUUUUCACGAUUUUGUUUCUGUGGAUUGUCCAAGAAUACCAAAUCGCAUUGUGUUGAUGUGACCUGUUUAAGACAGCGCUAUGAUGAGGGCAGCAAGCAGCAGCCCCAGGGAGCGCUCUGCUUGCGCACCUGCAUCCAAGGUGUUCCCACACGCACCACAUUGUGACUUUUUGCAUGUCUCCAAAGGGACUAUUGCGCUGCUGAAAUACCCAAAACUGCCAAUGUGCUUUCUUUGUCGACCAUGUUUCUGUCCUUCUUUGUGAUAUGUGGAUAUGAUAAUUUGUCUUAUGCUUUUAUCUGCUCUUUUUCUGCCUUUUGUCCAAUAAAUAUUGUUAAACAA